UAACGAUUCGGUAUCGUACGGGUUAGAGGCGGAAAAUAGCAUCAUUUGAAGUCCAAGAUGGAUGCGCCCACGAAGCUUGAGUUUGAUGUGGAGCUGACAUGUGAAGGAUGUGUGAAGUCUGUCAAAAAAGCCUUUGAAGGAGUCACAGGGAUAAACUCUUUAGAUGUAGACCUUACAAAUGGUCAAGUGCUGGUUGAAGGUAAUCUUGGGUCAGACAAGGUGAAAUCUAUCAUUGAGAGUACAGGCAGGAGAGCAAUUCUUAAAGGAAUGGGAGGAACAGAAACUAAAGCCCAUCUUGGAGCAGCUGUAUCAAUCAUGGAGGCGGGCAGCGAUGUUGUACGAGGUUUGAUCCGAUUCGUUCAGACAGACAAAGAUAAACUAGUCAUAGAUGGUACUAUAGAUGGCCUGUCACCAGGAAAACAUGCUUUAUGCAUGCAUGAGUGUGGAGACAUUUCUGAUGGAUGUGAAAGUUGUGGAGAUGUGUUUGGUAUUGAAGAAUCCAAUAAUAAGACAGCGGUUGGUGAUUUUGGAGAUAUUGAGGUAGGGCCAGAUGGAAGGGCAGAGUUUCGAUUUGUAAAUGACAGGUUAAAGGUUUGGGAAAUGAUUGGAAGGUCAAUGAUGAUACACAAUUGUCCCAGCACUGUAGCUCAUCAGAGAAACAAUGGCCAAGAUGGAAGGAUAUCUUGUGGGAUUAUAGCUCGUUCAGCAGGAUUGUUCCAGAACCCUAAGCGGUUCUGUGCAUGUGAUGGUGUUGCACAGUGGGAGGAAAGAAACAAACCUGUUGCCGGUGCAGGGAGACAGUCUAAUUUGUGACAGGGACUGAAAAACAAUUGAGCAUGAAUUCCAUAUUUAAUAUACAGAUAGAAGACAAUUGUGAUAAUUUUUUUAAUAUUGUACCCUCAUUUAUUUUACCAAUGCAAAAGUUCAAUGCAAGUAUUGUUAAUAUCUUUGUUCUGCAAAGUCAAAUUUUGAGAUAAUUUGACAUAAAUAAUCACUAUAAGAAAAAAAUAUGUCAAAGUAACAUUUAUAAGUCUUAACAUCAUAUUUUUAGCUCGACUAUUCGAAGAAUAGGGGAGCUAUCCUACUCGCCCCGGCGUCAGCCUGAGCGUUAGCGUGAGCGUCACACAAAUGUUAAAGUUUGCGUACCACGCCAAAUAUUUUCAAAGUCUAUUGAGAUAUUGCUUUCAUAUUUUGCAUACUUGUUUACCAUCAUGACCCCAGUCUGUAAAAAGGAGGAGGCAACUCUAUCAAGCAUUUUGACUGAAUUAUGGCCCCUUUUCGACUUAGAAUGAAUGUUAAGUUUGCGUACCACCCCAAAUAUUUUCAAAGUCCAUUGAGAUAUUGCUUUCAUAUUUUGCGUACUUGUUUACCAUCAUGACCCCAGUCAAAAGUUUUACUCAUUGCUUAUAUUAUACUAUCAAGCACUGAGAAUAGUCGAGCGUGCUGUCCACUGACAGCUCUUGUUUGUCCAGUCCUCAAUUACUGUAAUAGUAUGACAAUGUCAUAUCCCUUGCAAAGACUUAGACACCAAGACCAAAGAUGUGUGUAUUGCUUAGGAUUCCAUGUAAAUGUACUAACAUACAUGCCAUAAUUUUUCAGAACGUUUCCGGGAUUCUGAGUUAAAAUUUCCGGGAUUUUUACCUUUUGUCCGGGACAUACACCGUGACAUUGGUAUUCAUCUGUUUCAUGCAAAAAUAUCAUAAUAUACAUGUAGUUUCCCCGAGACUAAACAUUGUUCACUCGCUUGUAUUAAUUUGCGGCAAAUGUCGUCUAGCUUUCUAAGGGAGGUAAAUACAUGUAUACGGGUAAUACAUCUAUAGUUCGGCACGUGAAUUUAUUGCGUUCCCGAGGUGAACAGAAUUAGGAGACUUACUAUAUACGAAGAAUCAACCUGGUCAUCGUGAUUUAGAUUCUUGCUAAUUUGGUAUCAUUCUAAAGCUUAAACAUUUAUCUAAUAAUUAAAUGAAUCCUUAAAGGAACAAAAUAAAUCUUGUAGAUAAAAUCGACAAUAUAAAAUAUUUGGAGUCUGGUCAAUUUUCAUGGGUCGGUCGGCAAAGGCAUUCAGCAUUUUAAUUUAAAAUAUGUGUGACAAUCGAUCUAGAUCUUAAAUAAUUACAACCUUUUAAAAUAAUUAUCGUUUAAAUGACCGUUUUCAAUAAUCUCUUCCAUAAAGGCUACAUGUAGCUUUACCGCCAACGUGCUAAAAACAAAGUGAUUUACGACUAAUUUAACUAUCAUAAAACAGUUAUUGAUUGCAUAAUCCUGUCAGUUCUUAAUCAGGGUCAUCAUAAUAACUGACUGUAACUUAAUCAGUGUCAUCAAAAGAUCGUCGCGUGAUCAAAGCAGGCUUAAUCAACACGUGUCCCGCUCGCCCGCUCGAGGGCAUAAAAUGAUUAGGAAUAAACAAUGUGACAACGGGGACUGUUUAUUGUGUAAAAUUUAACAAAUUAUAGACAAAAACAAGUUUUUUGGGGGAUUGUUUUCAUUUGUUACUGUAUUUUUAUUUUUCCGGGACAUUUUAAGACUGUCCGGGACACCGGGACGAGUAUGUAAUUUCCGGGACAAUCCCGGACAAUCCGGGACGUAUCACAUGUAUGUGUACUAAUGUCAAAGUGCCAUAAAGCACUUCUGUGACCCAAUGUAGCAGGGCAUGUAUCCUUAGACGCAUUUCUAGUGAGUAUGAGCAAUGCCACUUGCCUUCAUGGUACAAUAUGGUUUUGCAGGCUUUGUAAAUGCAAAAUGUCUCUACAAUGAUGUCUAUGUAAAAAAAAACACUUGCCUGUUCUACUAAAAUGCCAAGAUAUGUUAGAAAUGUAGAAAAUAUUGUCCAAAAAAUGACCCUGCUAAGAGAUGCCUUUUAUCCCUAUACAUGCCAUAAUAUGCAAAUGUUAUUUCCAUGUGAAUUAAAUCUAUAUUUCUGGGUUUGUUUACAAGAAUUUUUUUUUUGCGGUAAAUAUUACAUUCUAUGAACCUUCAUGUGACCAUUUACUGACAAGUGAGGUAAGCAGAAUCGACAAGUCACAGAAUAAUAGUAUAUACAUUACUAUAACAACUGCAUCAAUUUAUUUCUAGUGUAGUAAGUCAGAAUAUAGAAAACUUUUGCAUAAAAAAAAAUCUGGAAAAAAAAAAUGAAUAUCACGUUGCUCAGAGUGGGGCAGUUUUUGAUUACAUACUGUCCACAUUGGUUGGCAACAUUGAUAAAAUUUACUGUACCCAGUGCAAUAUUUACCUAUGCAUUGUCUUGUGUUAUAAUGAUACGGGAUGUUACUGAAAUCAGAGGCUAAUGCCAUUACUUCCAUAUGGGCAAAAUUAUAUCAAAGCUAUACACAAAUUAAAAAAUUGUUUUAUAUUCUACAUGAGAUGGCAGUUGGCAGUGUAGCCAUUCAUACAUUGAUGUUGCAACACAACUUCGAUUAGAAAGAAUAAAAGCCUCAAUUGUUUUGCUGUUAAUGACUUAAAUAGUUAAGCAAGUAAAAUAUCACUGCAAAGUUCAUUUAAUAUCUGUAUGUCCUUAUCAGAAAUGUAUAUGCAUGUCUUAUCAUUGCACAAAUCUGAAAGGGAAUACCUGCAGUUAUGGACAAAGUAUAGUGAAGCUUUUUAUUUUGACUGAGCAGCUAAUCUGUAGAAAGUUUAUGCUUUGUGUCUUAGGAGAAAGAAAGUUCUGAGAUCAAGGAUUCUAUUAUGGAUCCAUGUCUGGACUUCAUCUUUACAACAUAAUUAAAUUUGCUUGUACAUUGAGCUACCUAAAAUGUUUUACCAUUUAAGUCAUUACAUGUAUCAGUUGAAAUGAAUGGUAAUUUUUAUCAUCUGUUGGGCUCAAAAUAUCAUUGAGUAAAAAUGUGUUUUAAACAGAUUGUUAUUGUUGAUCAAUAUGUUACCUUGUGAUGAUUUGUUGUGUAUGUAAUUGAAAUUAAAAUCAUAUGAAAAUCUG
Mercenaria mercenaria is the source of this 3931-nucleotide messenger RNA. RefSeq names its product copper chaperone for superoxide dismutase-like. Gene Ontology annotation, biological process: removal of superoxide radicals. The record is from RefSeq and is a predicted model, not a curated record. The transcript is spliced from 7 exons. Gene Ontology annotation, molecular function: copper ion binding; superoxide dismutase activity. Lineage: Eukaryota; Metazoa; Mollusca; Bivalvia; Venerida; Veneridae. Bases 58 to 813 code for a protein of 251 amino acids.